UACUACUAUCUCUUUCUUUCAUCUUCUUUCUUGUUAAAGCUCUCAACUUUCUUUAUAUUUCAUCAAAAAAAAAAAUUACAAAAAUGGCCAUUAGAAAAUCAAACAAGUUAUCACAAGCUACAGUCUUGAAACAAAUUUUGAAGAGGUGUUCAAGUUUGGGUAAGAAGCAAGGCUAUGACAACGAAGAUUAUUGCCUUCCCAUUGACGUACCAAAAGGACAUUUUGCAGUUUACGUGGGAGAGAAUCGAACUCGAUACGUCGUACCAAUUUCUUUCUUAACUCACCCUCAGUUUCAAUGCCUCCUCCAACAGGCCGAGGAAGAAUUUGGAUUUGAUCACGACAUGGGUAUUACCAUUCCCUGUGAAGAAAUGGUUUUUCAAUCACUGACUUCUAUGAUCCGGUGCUGAAGUAUUUAGAAAAAGGGCAGCCUGGUGCAUUAAGCUCCCGCUAUGUGCGGGGUCCGGAAAAGGAUCGGAUCGCAAGGAUUUAUUGUACACAGUCCCAUCGGCAGCAGCUUUACCAGUUACACCAAAACUACUUUUCUUGGUGUAUUUAGAAAAGAAAAGAAAAAAAAAAGUGAAUAUUAGGGGUUAGUUCUUUUUUGGGAUUAAGAAGGAUGGCUCAAGAUGAAGCAAUUUGGUGUUUUUUUGCUUCUCUUUUUUCUAACAUCUUUCUUCACUCUAUUUUUUAUUUUAUUUUUUGGUUUUUUUAUUUUUUUGGGUUAGGGGUAUUUUCUUGUAUUGUAACUUUCCUCUAAUUCCUGACCUAGGAACCACAUGAUAUUAUUAGUAGUGUUUUUUAUGGGUCAGAAUCAGAUUUGUAAACAAAUCUUGGAAAUUUUUCCUUGUAGUGGUGCUUAUUUUGCGCCCUGUGAGAGAAGUGAAUGUAUCUCAAUCGAUUUGCCUUUUAUGGAUACAAA
Molecule: messenger RNA, 919 nt
Organism: Nicotiana tabacum (common tobacco)
Lineage: Eukaryota; Viridiplantae; Streptophyta; Magnoliopsida; Solanales; Solanaceae
Source: RefSeq, a predicted model, not a curated record